GAAGCGUGAACAUCGCCAUCGACUUUGCUCUCAAUACACUUUGUUAAUUUAUUAAUUCGUUUUUUCAUCGCUGACCAACAUGUUGCUUCUGGUCUGCACGUUAACGCUGCUAAGCUGCGGGCUGGCCCAACACGAGUAUCAUUAUCCGCGCCCGCAGAUCCCAUUCCACCUGACACCGCAGCGACCUGUGCGCGAGCAACCGCCGCCGACGCGUUUCGUUGUGCAGACAUUGGGGCCACAUGGACGCACCUAUGAGCUGCAGACGCAUAAAGCGCCAGCGAUUUAUGUGGCACAUCAAACGGUGCAAGUGCCACAGCAGCAACAACAGCAGCAAUAUCAUCAUCCACAGCAACAACAUCAACAGUAUCAACAGCAGCUGCCACAGCAGCUUCAUGUGCAGCAACCGCUGCAACAAUUGCAUACGUCAGCCUUUAAGAAUCCGCUGCUGGUCAACACCAACUACCAACAGACGUCCGCUAGCAUAACCGCAGCACUGCCACCGCCACCGCCGCCGCCCGCAGGUCCUGCGCCAUCCCUUGGCUACGCCUACAGCCAAAGUCAGGCACAGGGACAGGCUCAACAAUCGGUCGGAGCUAACUACUAUAAUGCGCCGCAGGCUUUGACAGUUGCCACCGCAACUCAGGCACAGCCCGCGGCCCAGUAUGGUCAGCCAGCUCAGGUGCAGUUGCAACAGGAACACGGACAGCAACCGCAUUACAACAGCAAUCCACAACCGUAUGCCAUUGUCACAUUGCCAAACGGUCAACGGGUGCUGGAUGCAGGUCACGGCUCUGGGCCGCCGCCAAGGGGCGACCAUCACAGUGGCGGACAGCAGCCCCCACGCAUUGGUGAUUACAGCGCCCAAUCGCAGAGUGCCACACUGGACACAUACGACUACAAGCAAUCGGUGGCAGGCGAUGCACGCAGCUAUCAACGCUUUGUGACCCAAUGUCAGGCGAACGGACAGUGCCAGCAGUUGACUCUCAGUCCCGGACAGAUUGAUGGCGGCCAUCAGCAGCUGUUGCAGGCGGCCCGUUCGCAAACGCUGCCCGCAGCAACUGGUUGCAAGAAGAGUCACAAUGUGCCACCAGGUGCCGAGCACAAUGCCCAGGGACAACUGCGACCACGUGGCAGACGCACCUACACUCAUGUGCAAGAGCAGCUGGUCAAAUAUCCCUACAAUUAACGUAAUAGUUCAAGCUACUAUAUAUAGUUCACUCAUUUCGAAUUUAUUAGUACCUGUUUUUUAUAUGUAGUUCCCUCCCCGAUAUAGUAUGAAAUACAUUUGUAAGAUUUCCCCCGCUUUUGGGCAUCAACGCA
Molecule: messenger RNA, 1320 nt
Organism: Drosophila albomicans
Lineage: Eukaryota; Metazoa; Arthropoda; Insecta; Diptera; Drosophilidae
Product: protein enabled
Exons: 2
Coding region: 80-1186 (368 amino acids)
Source: RefSeq, a predicted model, not a curated record